Molecule: messenger RNA, 2709 nt
Organism: Oncorhynchus mykiss (rainbow trout)
Lineage: Eukaryota; Metazoa; Chordata; Actinopteri; Salmoniformes; Salmonidae
Product: CXXC-type zinc finger protein 1
Biological process (GO): positive regulation of DNA-templated transcription
Cellular component (GO): Set1C/COMPASS complex
Molecular function (GO): zinc ion binding; DNA binding
Source: RefSeq, a predicted model, not a curated record
GGGGUAUACAUUAGUAGGGAUUUAUCUGUUUUUCACAUUUUCUUUUCUUAGUAGUACAGAAUUAGGCAAGCCAUGAUUGAUUGCACACUCCAGCACAGUAGGCGGGGCAUGCACAUUCAACGUUUGUUUGCGAACCGCCACCGCAAUGACAUCAUAGAAGAAGACCCAACCAAUGGUUGGCCAGCUAUAUACCGAAUCCAUCCGAGUUCAGCCGAUGAUUUCCGGCGUCGUCGAACCAGAUUUUGACCCGGAGCAGUUGUUUACUAUCGUUGAAAUUUGAUCGAGGAUUGCAAAGACAUCACAAAUGGUAAUGUUGGUUAACUAAAUUAAUAAAGAGAGGCGUUUUAUUGUAUGUGAAUUUCACGGUUAGUUGCCUAGCAUUGAGGUAGAUUCGUGCUAGUCCCUGGCUAAGGUAGGUAAAUUAGCCAGUAAUUUGGGGUAUUAAGCAAAGAUGGUGGAUAAAGGAAUAUAGUUCACCCUGGCCGUUUACCAUUGAAAAAAAGGUAAGUUCCGGUCUACUUAACUGGGUGUGUCUCCCAUAGGCACCAAUGCAAUAAUGAACCAGAAAAAAACAGUGAGUGGGUUGUCUCGCUUCCUUUUUCGUCUGUGGUAUCAUCAAGAUCCAUAUUACUAGCGAAUUUGCCAUCUGGAACGCGGCAGAAUUCGUUUGUAAACAAAUGUCUCAUUGCGCAGACCAGUACGACUCGAUGUAGAGUGACAGUGAAGUGUCAGACUUCGAGCCUGCACCGGGGCUUGUGAGCACUAUGGAGGGGGAGAAGGCACCGGUGUACUGCAUUUGUCGAAAACCUGACAUCAAUUGCUUCAUGAUUGGUUGUGACAAUUGCAAUGAGUGGUUUCAUGGUAACUGCAUCAAUCUCACAGAGAAGAUGGCCAAAGCUAUCAGGCAGUGGUACUGCCUGCGAUGCCAAGACGACAACCCAUCAUUGGAGAUAAAAUACCGUCCAAAGAAGAGCCGUGAAAAGGAGGCAGAGAGCCAGAGAGAGUCAGAGAGAAAUUUUGAAAGACAGAACAGCACUCCAGAUUAUAAAUCUGAAAAGCGCUGUGGAUCAAAUGUUAAGCGCUCCGCUCGUAUGUGUGGGGAGUGCGAGCCCUGCUUGAGGACUGAGGACUGUGCCACAUGCGACUUCUGCAAGGAUAUGAAGAAAUUUGGUGGUCCCAACAAAAUAAGACAGAAGUGUCGAUUUAGGCAGUGUGAUGUCCGAGCCAGGAAAAUGUUGCGUGUGAAGGAUGAAGAGUUUAAUUUGCGUGAAAGGAGGGAUAAUUCCUACCACCGGCAAAGACGAUAUUCAGAUGACUACGAUAGUGAGGCAGAACUCUACGAAAAGUACAAGGCGGCAGGAUACGACGAAAACAUGCCAUGGCUCAGUAAUGAGGAGGACGGCCCUCCCUUCAGCCCUGUCCUGCGAAAGAAAGCUGUUAAGGUCAAGCAUGUGAAGAGACGUGAAAAUAAAUUUGACAAGAAAAAAGAGUCACGGCGGCACAAACCGAAGCAGAAGCACAAGGACAAACUUCGGCACAACAAUAAGGGCGAUGCCAGAGAUGGAGGAGGGCAGCGGCAGUGCCUCGGGCCCAGCUGUGUUGAGGCAGCACGUGCCAACUCCAAAUACUGCUCAGAGGAAUGUGGCAUAAAGCUGGCUGCCAACCGGAUCUUUGAGAUUCUCCCUCAGCGUAUCCAGCAGUGGCAGCAGAGCCCCUGUGUCGCUGAGGAGCAGGGCAAGAAGCAACUGGAGCGGAUCCGGAGGGAUCAGCAGAACGCCCGCAUACGCCUCACCGACAUGGAGAAACGCUUCCAUGAGCUGGAGGGCAUCAUUGCCAAGGCCAAGCAGCAGGUGGUCCAGCAGGAUGAGGAGGCGAAUGAAGGGGAUAAUGAAGAAACAGAUCUGCUGAUUUUCUGUGUGUCCUGCAGUCACCCUAUCAACCCAAAAGUGGCAUUGCGACACAUGGAGAGAUGUUAUGCUAAGUAUGAGAGCCAGACUUCUUUUGGUUCCAUGUACCCAACUAAGAUCGAAGGAGCAACAAGACUGUUCUGUGAUUUGUACAAUCCCCAGAGCAAGACCUACUGCAAGAGGCUUCAGGUCUUGUGCCCAGAGCAUUCCAGGGACCCAAAGGUCCCAAGGGAUGAGGUGUGCGGCUGUCCUCUGGUCCGUAAUGUGUUUGAGGUGACGGGAGAGCACUGCAGGGUUUCUAAGCGCAAAUGUAAUAAGCACUACAACUGGGAGAAGCUCAGAAGAGCCGAGGUGGACCUGGAGCGUGUCCGAGUGUGGUACAAACUAGACGAGCUCUUUGAGCAGGAGCGCAACAUGAGGACUGCUAUGACCAACAGGGCAGGUCUACUUGCUCUCAUGCUGCACCAAACCAUUCAGCACGACCCACUGACAACGGAUCUCCGUUGCAACAAGGACAGAUAGACAGCCACAUCUGCAUCUUCAUGUUAUUUCUGAGUGGCAUUUUUGUACAUUUGUCAGAUUUAUAGUAUAUCUUAGAAUAUAAUCCUUUCCAUCUUUUUGUAGAGACUUCGGCUAUUUUUAUUAAGGAUUUUAUGACUUUUGUGCUGAAAUUGAUUAACUGAAAUAUUUGAAUGGUAAAUUAAUAUAUUUGUCCUUGUUUCCAGUACUAUUGCUGCACUGUCACUGCUGGUAUCUCUCUAGUCAAGAAAAUAAAGGAUAUGUGUACAACACAAGAAGUUGA